UCAGCACACACAAACACAAACCCAAGCAAAGUUUCCACUCUUCUUCACGCAGCACAACUUCUCCUGUCCCGCCGUGGCCUCUGAUGAGCGACGACGCCGUUCAGACCAUGGUGACCACUGACCCCCACCAGAACCAGGACCUGGUAGUCCCAGCCCAGGUCCAAGAGCAGCAUGACCCAUUGAAAGAACAGGAGAACCAAGAGAACCCGUUCUCAGGCAUGGCUGCGUUUGACCCAGAGAAAAUGGGCCAGGGCCCCGUCAACGCCAUCACGGUGCUGACUUUGCUGGACAAGCUGGUCAACAUGCUGGACGUCGUGCAGGAGAACCAGCACAAGAUGGAGGCUCAUCAGGUGGAGAUGGAGGGCGUGGUCAGAGGGAUCCAGGCUGAUAUGUUCAAACUAUCCAAGAGUCACAGCCACACCUCCAACACCGUCAGCAAACUGCUGGACAAGAGCCGCAAGCUUUCCGUCACCAUGAAGGAGGUACGGGACAAGAUGGAGCGUCAGGGAGCACAGGUGAAGAAGCUGGAGGCCAACCACGCCCACCUGGCCAACAGAAACACCUUCAAAGUUCUCAUCUUUCAGGAGGAGAACGAGAUCCCCGCCAGUGUCUUUGUGAAGGAUGCUCCUCCAUUCCCUCGCGAUGAGAUUUUGGAAGAAGCGGAUGAACUUGCACCAGGCGUGGAAGGAGAUCAGCCCUCGGAGGGUGGGUUCCAUACCAUCGACCUAUCAUCUGAUGAGGACGUGGGCCUGGAGGAGGACCAGGAAGAGGAGAUGUGGGCUCAAGACCUGGAGAACAUGGAGAAGUCCAGAGCUGAGAAGCUGAAACACUCCAGUCUGAAGAAGGUGGACAGCCUGAAGAAGGCCUUCUCGCGACAAAACAUUGAGAAAAAGAUGACAAAGAUCGGAACCAAAAUAGUUUCGGCGGAGCAACGGGAGAAGAUCAAACAGAAAACCUCCAGCCUGAAGGUGUCCCCUCUGACCUUUGGCAUCAAGAAGCCUCGCGGCAGCUCCGACUUGCAGCCUCCUGAAGAGCAUCUUGCUCGGCUGGAAGAGGGUCCGGUCCCAGAGGACCACGUACAGCUAUCCCCGCUGGGUGGCCCCGAGCAGGAAGUCACCUUCACGGAGAUCCACCAGCAGAUGACUCCAGCAGAGCAGCAGGAGGAGGAGCCGGGGCCUGCAGAGGUCAGCGUGACGUCUGAAGGCGUGAGUGAAGAGUACGCUCUGUCCGCCACGCUGCUGCAGGAUCAGGAACCCAAAGAGGAGCCUUCAGCUUCUCUUGAGGAAUAAGAGCUUCCUCCCAGACCACGUACGCAUCACUAACACGGCGUCUUGUUGCUCGCACUAACACCAGUAAGCCCAGCACCUUGACAUCAUUAGCAUUGUUACGACACCGCUACCACCAGCACCUUCUGACAACAUUCCAUACAAGAAUGCAAACAUGCUCACCUCCCAAUGCUAACACUGCCGCUGCACUUGGAACUGCUUCUGCUUGCGACGCUUGCUAAGAGCUUCUCUUCUGUGUACGACCAAAGAAUAUUUACUUGUCAUGCUAAUGCUACUACACGACUGCUUAUUUACUUGUGUUUGUCAUAGCAUUUAUGGUACCUCACACAGCACAAUAAAGCACAUUUGAACCUUUCAA
Molecule: messenger RNA, 1644 nt
Organism: Dunckerocampus dactyliophorus (ringed pipefish)
Lineage: Eukaryota; Metazoa; Chordata; Actinopteri; Syngnathiformes; Syngnathidae
Product: caveolae-associated protein 2-like
Exons: 6
Coding region: 84-1289 (401 amino acids)
Cellular component (GO): cytoplasm; caveola
Molecular function (GO): protein kinase C binding
Source: RefSeq, a predicted model, not a curated record